CUGAUCAUCUUGUCCUGUGCCAUAAUGUUAAGACACCGUCGCGACGGUUGUCAAAGGGCUUACGUAGUGGUCGCUAGGUUACGCUGUUUAACGUGCGUUUAACAUCCAUGGCUUUACGGUGGGAGCACGUAGUUUUUGUUGGGCAGUGUUAACGCCCACUAAGGUAUUGGUCAUUUUGCGGAGAGGCAUCUCCAUUCAUGGGAGCGGCAACAUCAUCAGCGACGAAGAGUGACAGCCAAAUGAUGGUCAGUCACUGAAAAGACUAGGCCAGGUUAAAACCGCGGUUUGGCUGGCAGCCGUUUCGACGACGGAGGUACUCUGAGCUAAAACCGAAGGGACUCUCAGGAAUGGCUUUUGAAUCUCUUGUUUGAAUACUGGAGGUCCUAUUCUGUGCUCGACCUACCAUGACAACGGACUGACUUCCUAGUCGCCUAGUCACUCGCCGCUGCCGCAGACCAAGCUCCCUACUCGGCCCAUUUAUCCUAGACUGUCCGCGGACUACCGGCUCUGGCAUCUGGACAUAUCGGAACUGGACUGUAGUUGUAGAUACGGAAACGUGUGAGUGUGUGCGCGCGUGCUGCUGCUAUCUGUAUGAUGCCGACACAUUUAAGGUUCCGAAGAAGGUCAUUCCUUGGGCUUAUAUUCCUGUUUUCACUGUCCACCUCCGUAUUGUACUUCAUCUACUCCGCCCCAGGAAUCGUGAAUGAGUAUGUGUUCAUGGUCCAAGCCAGAGGAAUCCAGAUCAAAGAUAAUGUAAGGAACAUUGGAGCUCAGGUUCUGGAGCAGGUGGUGAGACAGGCUUACAACAUCAAUGGCACAGAUUAUACCUAUGACUUCAACAUGAGUGAGAGCGAUGCUCCUACCACCACAUACCUUCCUGAAGGCUUCACCUACCUCCCCUCACAGGUUUGCCCUGAGAGGCUGCCUUCCAUGAAGGGCAGGUUGGAGGUGAAUAUGACUGAGGUACCUUUGGAGGAAGUGGAGAGAUCCUUGCUUGAGAGAGAGCCUAGCAUUGCCCCAGGAGGGUACUGGAAGCCCAAAGACUGCUUACCUCGCUGGAAGGUGGCAAUCCUAGUCCCGUUCAGGAACAGACAUGAACACUUACCCAUCCUCUUGAGACACCUGGUGCCAGUACUCCAGAAACAGAGACUCCAGUUUGCCUUUUAUGUCAUAGAGCAGGGGGGCACAGAGCCCUUUAACCGAGCCAUGUUGUUCAAUGUGGGCUACAAGGAGGCUAUGAAAGACCUGAAUUGGGACUGUCUGAUUUUCCAUGAUGUGGACCACCUCAUGGAGAACGACAGGAACUACUAUGGCUGCACAGGCAUGCCCCGACACUUUGCGGUCAAGCUCGACAAAUACUCCUACAUGCUUCCAUAUAAUGAGUUCUUCGGUGGUGUCAGUGGCCUGACGGUGAAGCAGUUCAAAAAGAUUAAUGGAUUUCCUAAUGCAUUCUGGGGCUGGGGAGGAGAGGACGAUGACCUCUGGAACAGGGUGCAGUUUGCCAAUUACAACGUAAGUAGACCACAUGGAGAAGAGGGACGCUACAUGUCAAUCCCGCAUCACCAUCGUGGAGAAGUACAGUUCCUGGGAAGGUAUAGUUUACUACGCCACUCAAAGGAGAGACAGAAAGUGGAUGGUCUUAACAACCUAAACUACUCCCCGCUAAUGUCCAGGAGAUCACUCUACACCAACAUCACAGUCCGCUUGAACAGAAAGCUUGCACCCAUAGCUGACUACUGACAUAGACACAGCUGGACUGCUAACCACCGGGGAGUCAGAGUCCUCUGGGACAUCAGCCAUAUCUCACCAGUUGCAGCACUGCUUAGGAAAUUUUUGUUAAUUGAUUGAUUCUUUGAUUUAUUUUGUUUGUAUGCAAAAAAUGGAGACUUAAUCAAGUAUGUUGGGUGAAUCAUAUAUGAAAAAAGGGAGAAAUGCUGCACUUGUUUGUGCCACUGUCCAUCACUCGUCUCCCACCUGGGCUUUCUGGUCUUCAGUCUCCACAUGCCUUUUGCACCAUUUUGGCCUUCGGCAUCCAUUCAGUCAUUCAUUAUUCACUUUCUUAUUCAUUCAACAAUUAGCUCAGCCCUACACCCAUGUGUAUGUUUAUUAAAAUAGGCCAUGAUAAACCAUCAUAUUCAAAUGAAUGCCCACACCACACGUGCACCAGAAGCAGUUUGACCUAAAUGUGCUGACAUGGUCCCUGAGGCUUUGAGGUUGUUGUUUUUUUGUAGUUGUUUUGCUCUUACAUUAAUUUUUUUCCACAAAUGCAUUAAGCCUGUGAAAACAUUUGCACACGCACACACCCCACCACACAACAACAAAGCAAAGUGCACUCUUGCAGCUGGUCCUGCAAAAGGCAUGCCAAAUCUAUAAGUGAAGAGAGGAAGCAAAGAUAAUAUACAGUGUGAGUGUUUUCAGUCAGUUAUUCUAUAUGUGAAAUAGUUUCGCCUAGGUUUAGAGAAUAUUAAUACUGUAAUCAUUACAAAUUAUAUUUUGUCCUGUGAACAUACCAUGUGAUGUUUGUGUUUGCAUAGUUGCAGUGGAUGUUCUGGCUGUAUGUAGGAGAGCAAUGCUCAUCCUGUUAGCAAUAAGCUGUAAUAUCAGACAGCAGAAUUUAGACAUGACUUCCUCACUAUACAGAUGCAACAGCGCAGGUGCUAGCAUACCUUUACUGGACUACAAAGACAGAGUGACUGUGUAUGCAAAUUUCACAAUUGACAACAUUUUUGCCUAAGCAAACCUGUCACCCUUCUCAGAGCGUGCAUGCGUCUGUGUGUGUGUGCCUGUGUCUGUGUUUAUAUAAGUGAGGGAGAGCUAUGCAAAUGGCCUGUAUGUAUCCUGCUGUCAGUGCAAGGUCUUCGGGGUGACCUCCAGAAGACUUCACCCCUGUAACUGUGAAUAGACUUACUUUAGACCUGACAUUGUGUGCAGUGUGUAAAUCCAGGCUAGGGAGAAACUAACACUUUUUUUUAGAUUUCCGUUAGAUUCGCUUAAUGUUUACUCACCUUGGUUUUUACAAAGGGGAGUUGGAAGUAGCAGGUGCUUGAAAGCCGUCACCAUCACUGAAGUUUACAGAAGCUUUGCUUUAUUAUUUUUCAGAUUAGCCAGCCCUCCUUCACUGUGGGUGCUGUGAAAUUUCUUCAAUAACAUACCUAUGGCUACCUUUAUGUUUAUGUGAUACUUUUUAACCUUGGUUACGGAAACAAAUGCUUAUCUAAGACAUCAGGUGACAUAAGGUCAUGACCAGGCUUUGGUCAUGGAUUUUCUUUGCGCACGUCAUCUUUUGGGUGUUGGUCUAAGUUUUUGUUGAAUGACAUACAGCCCAAGUCUUUGCAUUGACACAGACAUUAACAGCACUCUGGCAGUACAUAGCAGUUGCUAAACUAUUCAGUGUUUAACAGUGUUGACUCUGAGUAAGCUAUGAUGUAAAUGUAGUUCCUUUAAAAGAAGCUUACAGACACUCUGUCCACACCGUCUGUCCUCUAGACAUGCAGCAACUUCAUUUCACACAAAUCACCUUGUUCUUAAGAUGAAUCUUUUGGGGAAAAGUAGAUGUUGACAAAUUGUUGUUUCCACAAUGAAAUAUGAAAAAAAAAUGAGGCAGGACCUCCUUUUAUUUAUUUGAUCUUUUAUGGAUUAUUUUCUGUAAUUCCAUUUUUGUUUUGUUUUGUUUUGUGGUUGAUGUUAUGAUUUAGUAGACGACAUAUGACGGAGUGUGUUGGAUGCACUGAAACUUGUACUUAUGUGUAUUUGUUUGGAAAUGUGAGGUUCAGGUUUGUGUAAAAAGGGAGGUGUUCCAUUUCAUUCAAAUGCCAAUUUCCUCAUCAGAAAUUAAAUCAGUAGCUGGUUUUGAUGAAAUGGAAUCGGACCCAUAGGCUUGUCUGUAUUAUUCUACUGAAAAGACAUGCUUGAGGAAGCCAUUUUGUGUGACAACCACAGGAAGAGCAAAACACAGAAAAUCAGAAAAUGCUAGUCGUCACUGUCUUUCACUGAGCGCCUCAUUUAUACUAACUGAUAAUCAGUAGUGGUGACCUUCCAGAGCUCCUUAUAAAGGGAGUUUAUUUAAACAAGGCCCCUGGAACCACUGCUAUCAUACAAGCUAAUGUCAUUCAAAUCAUCUUUCUAAAUUUUAUGGCUAUUUCAAUUAAUCCUAACCCACAUAUAAGUGGCAAAAAUAUUCUUUGAUUUUACAUCUGCACAUUUGUAAAAGUGAUACCUUUUCAUCAUUCAGGAGGUACUCAGUGGAAGUCUUGGACAGUAGCAGUAUUUGUGUUAAGUUUUCUUUUCCACAUGAGUUUGAGUGAAAUGGCUAACCGUCCUUCAAACCCGGAGGGAUCUGUCAAUAUAUGGAUGCCCUCUCAAUGACAUAGAUAUUGUUAGAAUCUGCAUUAGGCUCUAUACUCCAUAAUGUAGAACAAGUAGUUUCAUCAGCCAGCACCAUAUUCAAAAAUAGUUUUAUGUGGCUACUAUAUGACUUAGGAACAGACAAAUUAGUCAGUGACUUGCUUUUUAUCUUAACAGGAAAUGGAUAGGUGAAGAGCAAGCUGACUAGUCUUGGCUUCAUAUAUAUACUGUACAUGGUCUCAAUCAGACCAGGCCUGCUGCUCACUAAAGAGGCUUCACUGUUUUAUAUUUUCACUUGCUUUGAUCCAUGUCAUGCCAGUUUAAAUGAAGUUUCCCCACCUUUGGGCAUCUGACAAGACUGGCGACCUUCAAACUUUUUAAUUUAUUGCAGUGUUUUUUGUUUAGCUUUUUUAUUUUCACUCAAGUUUUUAUUUUUUAUAAGCAAAUAUAUUUAAAUUUAAAAAAAAGUGCAUAUCAAGAUAAUGGUCAUUGUAAAUAUUAUGUGUUGUGUUUUAGAGACUCCAUAAGAUCUUAAAUUAUUACGGAUGCUAACAUAAAGAACAAGGCUUUGGAGGGGUUUGGCUGGGAGUUUAUUUGGUGCCAUUUAAGUGCUAGUGAAGCUCAUGCAGUGACAUCAACAUCACGCUUCCAAGCACAGCCUUUUUUUAAAAAUAAAAAAUAAUUUUAUCCCACAAAUUUUUGAUUCUUCUCACAAUCUCAGAGGUAUCCUGCAGUCUAGAGGUCUCCCUGUACUCAAUAUACUGCAGCAGGAGGAGAGAUGUAUCAUAGACAGAUGUAGGCAUCAGUCUUUAGAUGAGUCUGUGUCCUUGUUUCUGCAUGUGACAUCUCUUUGACAGUGACGGCAGUUGGGGUAAGGUGUGGGUCAGGGGGAAACACUGCAGGAUAGUGAUUUGUGAGCCAAAACCACCAUGAAACGCAGGCACCCAAACCAGCGACACAAUCCACUCCAAAAUUUACAGAUUAUUUUUUUGUAUGAAAGCUAACUAUUAAAAAAAGAAAAAAUAAUACAAUUUCUAAAUUGAAAUCUAUCUUGUCUGAUUGUAAGGAGAGAAAUUCUCCUUGAACUGAAGCCAUUUGAAGCCACUUGUCAAACUUUGAUGUCAGCCUUAUGUGGAUUUGUUUAUGUAUAGGCAUAUUAUCUUUUAAUUAUUGAAAUUUGUAUGAUGGAGAUUUUCUUUUAUACCAUCAUUAUUAUUGUCAGAGUACACCAAUAAAAUGACAGUAAACAUACAGUACCCCA
Monopterus albus (swamp eel) is the source of this 5605-nucleotide messenger RNA. RefSeq names its product UDP-Gal:betaGlcNAc beta 1,4- galactosyltransferase, polypeptide 5 (gene b4galt5). Gene Ontology annotation, cellular component: Golgi apparatus. Gene Ontology annotation, molecular function: UDP-galactose:glucosylceramide beta-1,4-galactosyltransferase activity. The coding region runs from base 592 to 1740 and encodes 382 amino acids. Gene Ontology annotation, biological process: carbohydrate metabolic process; glycoprotein biosynthetic process. Lineage: Eukaryota; Metazoa; Chordata; Actinopteri; Synbranchiformes; Synbranchidae. The record is from RefSeq and is a predicted model, not a curated record. The transcript has 9 exons.